AUGUUGUUUUUAAAAAUUGUGAGUGACGUGCAAGCGAAUAACUCGUGGUUUCAAGAGACGCUGGGUGCGACUUUGAAGAAGAUUUUUACACCGAUGCAAAAAGUUACGUCGGCGAUUAAGCUACUUGCAACCGGUAACCCUCCAGACGAGUACGACGAACCUACGAGCCACGACGUUGCGCUCUUGUACCAAGCUCAUGAGGAGAAAUAUCACCUUCCUGGGAUGUUGGGUAGUCUUGACUGUACACAUUUUGUUCGGAGAAUGUGUUCAACGGAGUUGCGGGGCCAAUAUAUGAGGGGGGAUCACAUUUACCUGACAGUUAUGCUCGAAGCAGUGGCCUCUCAAGAUUUAUGGAUUUGGCAUGCGUUUUGUGGUCCACCAGGUUCACAAAACGACAUCAACGUGCUCCAACAAUCUCCGUUAUUUCUUACUCAACAAAAUGGAACUGUACCAAAAUGCCCAUUUUACGUGAACAACCACUUGUACAAGCGUGGAUACUAUCUUACCGAUGAAAUCUACCCUACUUGGUCCGUGUUUGUGAAAUCAUUUUCGUAUCCUCACAUUGUGAAAGAAAAGAAGUUCAAGAGGCAACACGGGGCGGCAAGAAAAGACGUGGAACGAGCUUUUGGUGUUUUAAAGGCAAAAUGGGACGACGGAAAUGCGAUUGCACCGGUUCAUAUUCGGGAUCCUCUAGUUGAGCCCGUUUUCGAAGACACUGUUUAUAACAAGCUCAUUGAUAAAGAUACGCAUUAUAGACUAAAAUAUGAUCUUGUGGAGCAUCUUGGAGAACAAGAUUUAUCCCACCUUUUGGCGGAUUCCGACGACGAAUAG
Messenger RNA from Helianthus annuus (common sunflower), 831 nucleotides. RefSeq lists its product as uncharacterized. The coding region runs from base 1 to 831 and encodes 276 amino acids. The transcript is spliced from 3 exons. The record is from RefSeq and is a predicted model, not a curated record. NCBI's taxonomy places the organism in Eukaryota, Viridiplantae, Streptophyta, Magnoliopsida, Asterales, Asteraceae.